Messenger RNA from Necator americanus (New World hookworm), 423 nucleotides. RefSeq lists its product as uncharacterized. NCBI's taxonomy places the organism in Eukaryota, Metazoa, Nematoda, Chromadorea, Rhabditida, Ancylostomatidae. The record is from RefSeq and is a predicted model, not a curated record. The transcript has a single exon. Bases 1 to 423 code for a protein of 140 amino acids.
AUGCACAAUGAAGACCUUUACGCGAAAAUCGAUGUGGUGUACCGACGGAUGACACGUGGAUACCAGCAUAUUGCACUGCCAUCGAAGGUUGCUACAGAAAAUUGUCUUCACUUCUUUUUUCAUAUAUUGAGGAGACCAGCAGAUCGCCUUGUUCAACGAGUUCUGAGGAAUUUGUCGAGUUUGAGCUGGAAGAAGCCACCUGGCCGAAAACGGAAGUUUUGGACUGAGUUGCUAAAAGAGGACCUAAGGACACUCGGCGUGAAUAGACAGUUCAGGCGAGACGUAAGGUUUCACAGGAUAUGGAAUAGCGACGAAUGGAUUGAUUCUCUGCAAGCUCUUGCAGAAGAUCGAGAAAGUUGGGCAGAGCUAUGUUCAAGGACAGCACGCCUUGGCGAAGAUGCGGGUAAUCGCGUCAGGCGAUGA